AGCCGAUUCUCAGCCUGAGGGCAAAGAACUAGUGAUCCAUUAUUCGUUCGACUUUCUUGUCGACUCCCUUGUGUUUUGACUCACUUUGCUCCUCUUUUUGGGGGGUAUUGAUCGCAUGGCAAUAACAUUUGGGGGUACAGCCUUACUGGAAACCAUGCCUGGGGAGACCUACCAGCCUCGACAGCGCCUGUCAAUCUCGACAGAACACACUUCACAUUUCAAUGCCGGUCCCGAAUUCGAAGAAUCUGAGGAUGAUUCUGACGAUUCGAGCGAGGAAAUGGACAUCGAGAACAAGUUCCCAGAUGUGGAACACAUGUCGGUCAUUACAGCAGAAGAGAGUGAUCCGUGGCUCCCGAAGAUUGUGCUGUCGCUCGAUGGCGGCUCCCAUCGAAAUUUCUCGACCCUCCUUAUCCUCCAGGCUCUGAUGAAGAAGAUAGAACAGUUCGAGCAGAAAACAGACCCGACCAUUUCUGACAGCGCUCGCUCCCGCGAGUUUCAUCUCCCAUCGACGAAUUCUCGGCCGCCCUCGGAUUCGCGCUUUCGGCCCUGCCACUACUUUGACUACAUUGGAGGCGCGAGCACCGGAGGCCUGAUUGCUAUUCUCUUGGGCCGGAUGAGAAGGCCGGUGGACGAAGCCCUAGAGAUCUUUCUACAAUUCUCGCAAACCAUGUUCCCAAACUUUCCACGUGGCAUGGGCAUCAGCCGCCUUCCGCGCGCGCUGAACAACAAGGCGACACGCAGCGAAAAGUUUGCAGCACAGCUCGACUGGUCGAAGCCGACGGACUCGAGUCCAGAGGAGGAUGGACAGAGGUUCGUGUCGGACUCGCUGCGGUGCCGGACCAUCAUUUGUGCGAUGGAGAAGACGCGGCUUGAAGACCAAGGGCUAGGCCUGAGGCCGUACCUGUUCCGAUCCUACGCUCACGAGGCCCGCGACGAGUCUUCGUAUCUGAGGAAUCCCGGCGGCGCCACCGAUCGCAGCACCGCCGACGUUGCCAAAGCAGCAGUCGCGGCCUCGCAGUUCCAGAACUUUGAGCAGCACGGUUACUACGACUCGGGGCCCGGUCUCAAUAACCCCAGCCUCGAACUCUACAACGAAAUCACAUCCCUGCACGACCCAGACAAUCUGGCCCUGUUCAUCAGUAUCGGCUGCGGGGCGAGCAAAACCAAAGACCCGAGCAGCCCGCAAUCCAACAGUCGAGCAUGGAAGCUCAAGGCAUCGUUCAAACGGCAGGAGAAGGAACUCAGCCUCGGCGCCGACGCCGUCCACCGCCGCAUGCACAGGAAAUCCCGCAGCCCGGUCUCCGCGUUCGAGUACUUCAGGUUCGAUGUCAAAGAGAACAUCCCCGAGAGCUCCCUGGGUAACUGGCAAAGCAUCCAGCCGGGCCGGCACGCGCUGAAGAAGAUCGCCGCCGCCACGGACGCAUACCUCGCUCAGCCCGAAGUCGACAACCGCCUCCACGAGUGUGCCGAGCAAUUGGUCCACCGGCGUAAACUGCGCGCCGAGACAUUACAGUGGGAGAGUUUCGCGUUGGGCGUGCGGUAUUGCUGCCCGCACCUGGUGCAGUGCCAGGUGCAAAAGGACAAAGUCCGCUUCGCAACGAGGGAUGUCCUGCUCGAUCAUCUACGGACCGUGCACAAGGAGCCGCCGCCGGAUGCGAACAAUUUCGAAAGGAUCAAUAGUCUGCUCGAUAGAGGGAGGAUAAAUAGUGAUCGGUCGGAUGGGUCAUGACAUUAUUUGUAACAUAGUGGUUUGGAACAGGGAUUGACUCGGGGAAAAAAGUUAUCAUUAGCUACUAAGCUGUGGGAUGGGGAUUUUGAGAAUACAAUAAGCCGUACAUCAGUGGC
Molecule: messenger RNA, 1845 nt
Organism: Cladophialophora immunda
Lineage: Eukaryota; Fungi; Ascomycota; Eurotiomycetes; Chaetothyriales; Herpotrichiellaceae
Exons: 1
Coding region: 116-1729 (537 amino acids)
Biological process (GO): arachidonate metabolic process
Cellular component (GO): membrane
Source: RefSeq, a predicted model, not a curated record